CAAUGAACAACAAUUUUAUGCAAUGGACUGAUCAAAAUUGAGUGCUCUUUCGAAUCUAUGGCGGGUAAAAUUCAGAAGGAAUGGUUUAUAACGUUUCAGCCGCGAGUCAAUAAAACAUGUUGGCACACGCCGAAAUUCUCCGACUUUAGCUGGGAUUUAAAACCCUUCACGUUGAAGCACGACUUGUUGUUGUUGGUGUGAAAUCGAAUAUUAUUCUUUUGUUUUUGUUAAAAAGUGCUCUGGACACGUAUGAUGCCAGACAUGUAAAUAAUGAAACCCAAGGUCAUCAUUGAGAGGUCAAGGUGAAAGAUGACAGACAGGAGUGCACUCAACCCUGGCCUGAGCAUGAUGAACUUUGAUGGCCUUGACCUGCAAAAUCAACAGGAAAAGGAACUUCAAAGAGAAAGCGAACAGCAGCAAAACGAGCUGAAGGCACUGUUAAAGGACGCAUUUGAUGAUCUUAUAGAUGAGGAUGACGAGUUUUCUGUCACAUCGGAUGAGGGCGGAGAUUCACGAAAUCACAGCCUCCAUUUCAGAUCCAAAGAAGAAACAGAGACAAUUGUAGAAGAGGAUGAGCAGCCCUCGGGUCUGUUGUUUGGGAGGGAGGGCUGGAACAGACGGACCUUUCCCCUCCCCACCUCCACCCCCCUCGGGGGACUCCCGACCAUCGCUCAGAGCCCCUAUGGCUCGAUGUCCUCACUGAGACAAUCUCAGGACAGUCUCAGGGCAUCUCAGGAGCAGCUCAGGGCAUCUCAGGAAGGAAUUUUAAGAAGAUCCCACGAGGGUUUGCUUGAGAGCGAUGGUUACCAUAGUAACAGUGAACAAAGCAGCACCAAAUCAGCCAAUCACCAUCACAACAGGCAUCACUUCCACCAAGUACACGACUGGACCGGACAAGACGUGUUUUCACAUCCGGGUCAGCCGAACGUUUACACCCCCGCCCACGAGGAGAACAGGUACGUUCCGCACCACGGGUCCUCGGAGGAACACCAUCACGGAUACCGGGAAAUUCCGGAGCGACAGUCUGGAGACGGUGGAGUGGACGACCAAUCGGAAGUUCCGGGACACAUUCCUGGUCACUACCACUAUCAACAUCUCUAUCACUACGCUGCCUACUACAGAGAUAGACAUGAUGAGGAUGAACACCCAAGGACAGACAACCCCUACAUGAUGUAUUCAGACACACCACAUUCUCAAGGAUACCAGCACACUUUACAGUCAGACCAAGGCUAUGUUACCAAUGCUACCUCAGUCUCACAUGGGCAUCCUGCCCAUGCCACCCCAAUCUCAAGGGGGCAUCCUGUUCACUCUUCUCAAGAAGGGGCUGUUCAUGAUAAUGCUCCGGAACGGGACUACAGGGGAGAUUAUCAGGUCGCCUACAAACGCAGGGAAGACCAUGAGGAGAGUGAGAGUGAGGAAGAAGUUCCGGAGGUCAAGGAAAAACGACAGAAACUCGAGGAAGGACAGGACAGCUCUGGUGCUGCACCAGCCGGUGCCCUGGAUGGUAGACAGCUUGCCCAGCUCCAGAUCCUGUACAAAGCCCGGGGCAACAAGCUGGAGGAGAUGACCAAGGACUUUGACCAGUACAAGGCGGAGACCAGCCGCGAAAUCCGCAUCCUGAAGCACCAGAUAUCACUUGCAAAAGGUGAAAAAGAAGGGACUUCCUGCAGUCUAAAGCAAAGUCAUGAUCUUCUACUGGAGUCUAAAACAGAGAAUGCUCAGUUAAAGGGAAAACUACAGGCUACUGAAAGUCAAGUGGAGGCUCUUCAGAGGGGGAAAGAUGAGGCAGUGAAGAGUUUGCAGACAGCUGAGUCAACUAUAGAGACCCUGAACCAGCAGCUCGCUGAGAUGGGAGCCUCAGACAGUCUCAGCCGAGCUCGAGUUGAGCACGAUCGAGUUUUGGCAGGAGUCCAACAAAGACACGACAAGGAGGUCAAAGUCCUGAAAGAAAAGAUCGAGAAUCUGACGGACAAACUGAAUGAAGUGAAUGCAGAAAACUCGACACUGAGACAGAAGUUGAACGAGAGCUACAAAGAAGCCGAGAACGUUCAGAUCUCGCGAGCCGAGACGAUCAAUCGUCUCACAAGGAGCCUAGAGGAAUCCCAGAAACAAUGCCAGAUGCUUCUAGAGUCAGCUUCGUCCCAUGAGACGAGUCAGUUGAAGAUUAAACUACAACAGACCACGGCAUCCAAGAAAAUCGCUGACGAAAUGAUCCUCUCCUACCAGGACGAGAUCAAGGACUUGAAAGAACAGCUGAACAUGUUUGAGGCGGCGUCGUGUCUGGGUGUGCUCAGUCAAGAGACGACGCGCGACACGAUCCACGACGACUCCAUGAUGGACCUCGGCAUCAAGAAACACCUCGACUUUGACGACACGCCAGAACCCGUCAAAUUCGUUUCUACUCAGAAAGGAGCCGAGUCACAUGACUUGGUGAGCAAUCUAAAAAUAGAACUGGAGCGCUGUCUGCUCAGCAACAAGGAGAAGAGAAUCCAAGUAAAUAAGCUUCAGGAGGAACUACGCACAUGCAAGAAAGACCUAGAGGAGUUCCGAAUGCGCUGCGAGAGAGCAGAAAAGUCCGAGACUGACCUAAAGUCGAAGCUAGAGGACUGGGAGGAGUUAGUGAGGUCGGAUGACAAGGUGUCGGCCGUCGAGGCGCGGCUACAGAAAGACAUCAAGAACCUCAAACGGGAGAAGGAGGUCCUCUCCGAGGACGUUGAGGAGCUGAAGAAGAGGCUGGAGGAGGUGGCGUCCAGCGAGGAGAAGUUGUCCGAGAUAAACCAACAGCUCACCCAACAGAUGUCUCAGAUGGUGCGUGAGUACGACCAGGACAAGCGAGAGGCGCUCGACCGGUGCCAGCGAGCGUGCGAGUCCGUCCAUGAGACAGCCAAGGAACAACUCCGGCUCACUAUGAUGGAGGAGUUCACGGCUGAGCAGUCCGAGCUCAUCACCAAAUAUGAGAGGGAGUGUACUCAGCUCAGAAAUGAAUUGAACUCGGCCAUGAAAGAGGUGGACCAGGUUAAGGAGCUGUAUGUCAAAGUCUGCGCGGAGAAAGAUCUCCUGGAGGAGAGGAUGAAGGAAGAGGGGGAGACAGCGGUGUCCAAGAAGUUACAGGAGCUGAGGGAAGAACUUGAGACAGACAAAGAGAAAGCCCUGGACAAACUGAGGGAAGAUCUAGCGGCGGACGAAGAGAAGAUUCGCUCUGAACUGUCCGAGACCCUAAACAGGAAGAUGAAAGAGGACAGUCAGAAACUACUGGAGACGAAGAUCGCCAUGUGUAAGAUGGAGUGGUUCGAGGAACAGCGGACAGCUAAACAAGCGGCGGUGGAUAACGCUGUCAAACUGACCACCGCCGAGUGGAGGUCUAAACUAGACAACGCCGUGGAACAGGAAGUGGAGGCGCGGCUUGAAGAAGCAAAGAAAAACUGGCUUACAGAAAGGAAGGAAAUCUUUGAUUCCCAAUUGACACAGGAGAAAGAAAAGUUCAGAAAGACAGCAGAAAACGAACUCCAGCAGAAAGUGGAAGAAGAGAGAGAGAAGUGGAGAAAGACAACAGAAAAUCAACUCCAGCAGAAACUUCAGGAAGAGAAGGAAGCCUGGCAGACAGAGUCAGAGAAAAAUCUGCAGGAAAAACUGAGAGAGGAGAGGGAAUCACUGAGGAAGGAACUAGAAAAGGAGAACCAGCUAAAGGUCACUGAUAACAGGGAAUUGUGGGAAAAGGAAGUUCAAGAAAAGAUUCAGAAAGAGAAAGCAUUGUGGGAGAAAAAAGCAGAGGAGGAACUAAUGUCGGCCAAGCGAGCCUGGGAAAAGGCGGCGGAGGAGAAGUUGUCGUCAGAGCGUGACGCCUGGGAUAAAGAGGUGGAGGAAAAAUUCAUGGAGGAGCGACAGGAGUGGAACAAGGCGUCAAAAGCGGAAAUACAGGCCCGGGUGACCAAAGCCAUAGAGGAGUGUCAGAGAGAGGCGGAGAAGGAAAUGAGACGGGCGCUGGACAAAGAAAGGUCAAAGGUCACAACAAAAGUGGAGACGGACAAAGAGUCAUGGCUGAAGAAAGAGAAGGAGAGGUGGCAGAGGAAGGCGGACGCCGAUUACCAGGAGCGGAUCCAGAAAGAACAGAAGGAGUGGGAGGAGAAGACCGAGCUGGAAAUACUGGACAGGAUCCGAGCAGAAAAGCAAAAAUGGAAUGAAGCCAAAGAAAAAGAGAUUCAAGAGAAGAUAACCCAAGAGCAGAAGAACUGGGAGCAGAGCAUCGAAUUGCAGACCCAGGAGCGGAUCGAGGCUGAAGUAGAGGAGCGGAUCCAACAGGGGCGGGCCCAGUGGAAGGCAGCCGCCGACAGGAAGUUGUCAGAGGAAAUUCAGUCUGCCGUAGAAAAGGCUCGCAGAGAAUGGGACGACUGCCAUGAUGAGAAUAUGCAGAAAAUCCGGGACGACAUGGAGGAGUCCAUACAGGAGAGGAUCGCUACCGAGAUUUCGAUGGCAUUGGAAGAAUCUAAAAAACUGUGGCAGAAAGAACAUGAUGCAGACAUGGUGGCCAAUAAUUCGUCCAAUGAAAUUUCACAGAGUGUAUUGAAAGAGGAAAUAGAUUCUCUGAAAAAGGAACUGGAAUCCCUGACGGCGGAAAUGAAGUCUCGUGCGGAAACUUUCCGUCGAGAAAAGGUGGAGUUGGUACGUCAGAAGGACACUGAGCGGAAGCAAGCGGUUGAGGAGGUACAAGAUCAGUGUGAGCGGGACUACAAACAGUUCACUGCAGACCACCAUGACACGCUCACACUGGCACUCAAAACCGCUCGUGAGCAGCACAGCCGAGAGAAGAUGGAGCUUGAGAAGAGACAUGCUGAAGAAAUCAGAAAGUACCAGUUUAAAGAAAACCAGCUAAAAGAGAAUUUGAAAAAGGCCACUUCUGAAAAGAACAUCAAUCAGUCUGAAGAAGAUGAAAAUUACCAAAAGGAAAGGGAAUUAUGGGAAAAAGAGAAUUAUCGACUGAAACAGGAAGUUUUGGAGCGAGACCAACUUUUGGAGAAAGCCGAUCGGCACCUCGCACAAGAAGUGGAGCGACUUCGGCAGGAACUGGAAACUGCUUAUCAGAGUCGGCUGAAUGAAGAAAAAUUGAAUUUGAAGCAAGAAUUCGAGCAAGGAAAACAUGGUGACAAAUCGGAACUGGAGGCGAGACUACGUGACCUGAAGCACGAGAAAGAGAGAUUCCGAACAGAGCUCGGGAAAGUCACCGAAGAAAAUAAAAAAGUGAUCGACGAGAUUCAUAAAGUCACGGACGAAAGUUACAAGGUCAAAUGUCAAAUUCAUAAACUCGGGGAGGAGAAUAAGAGAUUAAAGGAGGAGAUACGGUCAAUGAAGGAGCAGGGUUUUGGGGAGAGUAAGAGGUAUGUCAAGGAGAUUCAGGAUUUGAAGGGUAAACUGGAAAACCAGGACAAAAAAAUGUACGAUCAGCAGGGUCAAGAGGUGGAAGUUCAAAGGUUAAAGGUCGAGUGUGAAAAACUGCGGUCAGAGAACAAUGUGAUAUCAACGAUUCGGGAGGAAUCUGAGAGACUGAAAUCUAAAUGGCAGGACAUUCUGUCAGAGAAAUCAGAACUUGAGGAGAAGUUUUCGAGAAUAGAGAUGGACCUUAGACAGAGUGAGAAGGAGAAGUUGGAAAUGGUUGAAAAUUACGGCAUGUUGAAAACGGAGCUGGAAAAGGUGGCUUCGGAGAAGUCUCUGUUUUCUGAAAACGUGAAAAAUCUGGAAAUGGCGUACAAGAAAGACUUGGCUCAGCAGAAGCAGAAACAGGAGGAGAGUCAGGCCCGGCUGAUGCGCUCCGAGAAAAUGCUCCAGGAUAUAAAGCAGUAUUACAAAAGUGAGAUUGAAAAAGUGAAGAAGUCGCUGGAGCGAGACAACAGCAUCGCAAUGGAGUCGAUGAAAAACAAGAUGAGAGAGAUGGCCAAGGCUCACAGUACUGCCAUGUCCGCCCUGACGCGACAAUACAAGGAGGAGGUCCAGGAGAUGAGGGAAAGCUCGGCGGAAAAGUGUCUCAGUGACACGGAGGUACAGACUGACUCGGAGGACCUGAGUGAUGACAGCAUGUUUGAGUUGAGGGACCAGUACCUGGACACAGUCAACAAGAUCAAAGACGAUGUGAUGAAGCACAUCACGGACACAAACAUGCGAGCGGCGGACACGGUGAGGCUGGAGCUACAGAAGGAGCGACACACCACGCUAGUACAGCUAAAGAAGGUCUACAUGGAGAACGUCCGCAAAGUCCUGCACAAUGAAAUCAUCGGAGCGAAUAUUGAGGCCAAACUAGCAGACAUAGAAGAGGCUCUGGAUGCAAUUUCUUUUGAUAAAAGCUCAAGGUCAAGUUCAAGGUCAACAACCCCUAGAAGUGAAAUGUCAACUCCUGUGUUAGGUCAUGGUCAUUCCGAACCAAAAUCAGAGUCGGGGAUCAAAGUUCAAGGCAGGGGGGACAUGAAUCUUGGAUUAGAGAAGCAGACGUCUGAGUUCAGUAGGAGACAUAAUGACUACCACUCCCAACACAAUGGAUACUCUGUGUCAAGGUCGUAUCAGGAUAUCCGAAUUGCUCCUGUCUCAAGGUCAAAUGACUACAUGUCAAUGGCAAGGUCACAUGAUUACUCCAGUGAAAUUUCAAGGUCGCGACCCCGAUCAGCUGGAGAUGGGUCAGCCAGAAAGUUGGAGAGGGACGCGAGAGAUCAGGUUUCGUACAAAAUGAACAGUGAUUUGCAUUUGGAAAUACCUACCAAUGGAAUUUCGCAUAACAACUUGCAUCACUCUCCAGAGAGGUUGGAGAUGAGACACACGCGAGACAAAAGUCGGAUAAGUCGCAGUUCUAGGGACCGGUCAGUAAGCAAAGAGGUGACCUUUAGUAAAGACUGUAAGAGGUCCUCCCCGGAGAGACUGGAAUAUGGAAGACUUCAUCCAAACAUCACAUCUCGUAAACUCUCUCCCCGUGAUCAUUCCACGUCUAAUGAGAAUUCAGAUCAGGAGUACAACAGUCCCAGGACGUUCAAACUAGGCCACUUCAACGGCGUGGAUUUGCUUCCGAGUCGAUAUGUGGUCCCCUCCCUCCGCGAGCAAAACUCCAAUAAAUUCGAAGCUGUGGACCCACAUCCGGUUGAGAGGAAAUCCAAACGUCAUCAUCCGGAAGAGAGAGUCAUUACGUCAUCUCCUCUCAACAAUAGUGCCCUCUAUAAAGCCAAGUCUGAGUCUGAGCUCAGCAUGGAGCAGAAGAAUAGUUCCCUGGGUGGGAGCUACAAGUACCUGCCCCUCAGGGAAGCUCUAGGGAAGCCCAAUGAGGCAGUUGUGACCGACUCUCCCACCAAAGUCAGCAGCGUAUCUCAGGAAGACUUGAGGUUCUCAAGCAUGCAGGCAAUGAGCUUCGACGGGAAGAAGGCAUACAGCGUGGACGUGGGUCUACAGAGUCUGGGUCUCGAGCGACACUCGCCGCGGAAAUUCAACCCCUCCCCCGAAAAACUGACCCCCCAGAGGGACGCCGGGGAGUCUCCCAUUGGUACCCCACGCAUGCACAGAAAGAGUUACUCCCAGGAGAGGGAGGGGUUUGGCGAUGUGGAACACGCUCGGAAGAACCUUGGUCAUGGUCUUAGUUCCGACAGUUGGGCGGAAGUUCUGCUGCGAACGAAGGAGCCGGUCAAAAACCUGGUCCAAAAGUUCGAACCAAAAAGUCAGUGACCGUACUAUUGAGCUUCAAAAGUCAGUGACAGUACUAUUGAGCUUCAAAAGUCAGUGACCGUACUAUUGAGCUACAAAAAUCAGGGACAGUUGAAGUAAAUUUCAAAAGUCAGUGACUGUUCUAGUGAGAUACAACUUUUGCCCAUAUGCCGGUAGUGGUUAAGGACAUAGAAGUGCAUUUUGGGGCUUUCAAGGAUAAUCUUUCAAAUCAUGCAACCUGUGCUAAAACUGUGAAAUCUUCAAACUGUGAAACAUUAACUCUUGGUUGAAGAAUUUUCUUUAUGAAUGAAAUCUUUUUUUUUAAAUCAGAAACUUUCUGGGAAAAGAAAAAUGAUUACUGACGGCCAAAGCCUCGAAUGCAUUACAAAAUGAGUCUCAAAAGAUUUAAACAAAAAAAGCAUUUAACAAUUCUCCACAAAAUGAAAACGGGUUUCUGUGUCUCUUCCAAACCUUAGGAAUCUAUCUGUGAUAUAGAUAUUGCCUCCGUCCAUCCAUGCUUCAUUGAUUUAUAAAUAUGAAUGUCCUCUUUAUUAAAUCCUCUUAUGUUGUGACCAUUAAACAUUGUCCUUAAUAUAAUGCAUUAUGUUAAGGACAAUGCAUAUUUUUAUGUACUGAUAUAUCCAUGGUCAACAAAAGAGCGGAUUUUAUUUUAUUUUGACUCUGAGAAUCAUAUGAAUGAAAAACCAAAUAUGUCAGAUAUGGCUAAAACACAUGUAGCAUAUUGAUUCAAUAUAAACUACUAGUGCGUGUAUAUUCUUCAGUAUUAUUAGAUUUAAUGUACAGUACAACAGUUUUAAGGAAAAUGAUAAUGUCAAUUUUAUUAAAAGAUUAAAACCAGACUUAUUCUAAUUUAGCAGGACGUAUUAGUAACUUUUUUUUGUUUUACUUUAGAGUGUUUGGGUGCUCCAUUACUAUCAUAGUACAUGUAUUAUUGAUUGUCUUCAUUGUAAUAACCAGGUCAGGAAUAAGAAUAAGAGUUAUCACAGAAUUUAGAAGCUAGCUAGUGAAAGGUACAUGUAUUUAAUAUAAUUAUUGAGAAUAGGUAAAUGAAUAUAAAUAUGCACGGCUGGCUAAGGGAUAUAUUCAAUAUAUAUGACAAAACAAGGACUGAUAUUUUGACAAACUGAACGUUAAUCUCUUGUAAUGUUUUGCCUUGGGCCUAAAAAAAAAGUUGUGUGUUUAGGGUAACCCGACCUAACCUACAAAAAUGCCCCGAUCCUACCAUUUUUAGAUGUCUGUUUUUAUCUGAUUGUGAAUUUUAUAUUAUUUCUAUUAAAAAAUUCAUUUUUGAAUAUUACACAAACAAACAUUUUUAGGAUUCAUGCAGCAAAAAAUACGAUAAAAUAAAAAAAAAUUCCCUACCUACCUAACCUAAUUUUUUCAUUAGUGUUACCCUAAACACACAAUUUUUUUUUAUAGGCCUUGUAAGUAAUUUUCUAUCAAAAUUUUCCACUUUGCAAUGUGCCAGUCCCAGUGAAGUUUGCUUUGUUUUGCCUUGAUUUUCUAAAUAGAGCAGCUAUGUAUGUAUGAAUAGACAGGUGUAUCACACAGGCAUUAAAACUAGAUCUGCUUGUCCUUAUAAACACUUUCUCCUAUUUCUUCUCAACUUUAACAUUCUCCACAUUUAUUCUUGAUAUUUUCACGUUUUUUUCUAUUAUCAAUGCUGUUUUGUAAUAUUACAGUAAUUAAUAAUAUUUGCUAUCUUCUGAUUACACUUGUAUUUAUCAGCUGAUCACGUGACUAAUCAUGAUUAAUCAAUCGUGUAUAACCACAGUUAACUCCCUUUUUUCUCACGUUACUAAUAUUCCUUGUAACUUUCGCUUUCAUUUUGUGUCACCUCACAUACUAACAAGAAAUAUUGAGUAACAAAGAGGGGUCCCCAUCAGAAUCCGAAAACAAAGCAAACUUAAACGAAUUUGAACAGCCAUUAAUUUAUGGACAGGAAAUAGUAUUACUAUUGAAUCUAUAUUUGUCAUUCUCAUUACCUUGUUUGAUUUUAAACUUUGACCUUGAUUAACCUUGACAUGUUAUUGACAUGACCUUGAACAGACCUUGCCAAGAACGAGAAAAAACAGAUUACAGAGUCAUUUUUUAUAAUGUCACAUUUACAUUAUGUAUAUUAAAAAUGUCUUUUUUUGCAAACAAAGGGCAUUUUUAAUUUCAGGAUAAGAUUUCUGUAGUAAAGUUUAUGUUUAUUUAUUUAUUUAUUUUUAGUUGUAUAUUGUACAUAUGUCAAUAUUGCUCGUGAGCUUAUGUGUUUCAGUAUUACGAGCAGAUGUAUUAUUAAUUAAUCUUUAAAAAUUGAGCAUACUUUCAUUUUCAUUUGUGAUUUUCAAGAAUUGAUAUUUGUUCCCUAGACCGAUUUUUUGCAUUUAGUGUAACCAUGGACAACACAUGUCACGUGGUCUUUUAAGUAUUUUAUUCAUUGAAACAAGAUCUGUAUAUAAAGCGCUUUGUGUAAAUAAUUUUUACUUCCUUCAUAUUUAUUUUUUUAAACUUGAUUUUUGCGGUCUGUGAUUUAAACAGAUCAAACGAGGAAAGAAGAGAAAAUAAAUACAAAUAUUUAACA
Messenger RNA from Magallana angulata, 10258 nucleotides. Its product is annotated as centrosomal protein of 152 kDa-like. Gene Ontology annotation, cellular component: centrosome. Lineage: Eukaryota; Metazoa; Mollusca; Bivalvia; Ostreida; Ostreidae. The coding region runs from base 310 to 7689 and encodes 2459 amino acids. Gene Ontology annotation, biological process: centriole replication. The transcript has 30 exons. The record is from RefSeq and is a predicted model, not a curated record.